AUGGCUAAGGACUCGGCUACUCUGAUUGAGUUGGAGUUAAAAGUGUCAACACACGUACUAGGAAAAGAGAAGUUCAAAGGUCACCCUGAACUCCCAAAGACUGAAGCUGAGAUUCUUCAGAAGAGUGGACCCUGUCCUGGAAGAGUUUACAAAGAAGGCGACCAUGACCUGCCUGAAUUUCCUUCAUAUUUUCAAGUGGCCAAGUAUUCAGUUUUUGAGAGGGUCAAACCCAAGACUUUGUCUGUUCUGGAGCUGCAGAGUGCCAAAGGCCGAGCAGGCCAGCAGUAUCGUGUGUUGUGUUCAGUCUUGUGUGAAGCUGAGACCACAGUGGUUCAGGACAAGCUUGUGUUCUGCGUGACAUCUGAAGAUGCUGUGGAAGCAUAUCUGCAGCUGAUGAAGGAGAUUGGGACAGAGGGAUUCACAAAGACACACACACUUUCCCCUGAGGUUGAGCGCUUGGCAUCCUACAGCCUGCAGCAGCUGCUGUUGGAGGAGAAGCUGAACUGCAGCACAUUGUCACAGGAAGUUGGUGUCUUUGUGGAGCUGGUUUGGACUGAAGCUCUCGGUUCCCUUAAUAACAUCCUGACAGUCCCUGUCUCCAGAAUCAGCCUCAAUGACGUGAGCAGGGUGGAGGGAUUGUUACUGCAGGCACAAAAGACUGAGAAAGAGGAUGAAGUCAAAGCCCUGCUACAGGAGGUCAACACUCUUCUGCCCCUCAGAAUGUUCGACCCUCCUUCCAAACACAAGCUUGUGUCUCAGAAACUGGACCUUUGUCAGCUGAUCAGAGAUAUUGUAAAUGUGAGUGAGGCCACUCUGGGAUGCCCCUCACCCUCGUCUCUGGGAAAAUAUCGAGCUCUGAGGUGCAGCAUUGAGGUUGUUCCACCACAAAACCCUGAAUUUCAUGUUGUCUCUCAACUGCUUCAGGACAGGCCGUUUCAGAUUCAGCAGAUACUGCGUGUCAGCAGAGGAGUGGAGCUUCAGUUGUUUAGGGAGGAUUUAGGCAACAUUAAACCCCUCCUCCACUCCACUAGUCCCAGCAGUUUUGUUGGAAUACUGUCACGAGGUCUGCUGCUGCCCAGGGUUGGAGUCGAACAGCAUGGAAUUGAGAGGACGGAUAUCGGCAAUCUUGGAGGAGGAAUCUACUUCAGUGACUCUCUGAAGACUAGUGUGAAAUACUCCAAGCCCAGUGUGACUGACGGCUCUCGGCUGCUGUUGGUGUGUGAAGUGGCGUUGGGUCGGUGUAAGGACCUGCUGAAGAAAGACACCACUUUGACUUGUGCGCCUGACAGCUACCACAGUGUACAUGGAGUCCAAUGCUCUCCCAACAGACUCUCUGAAUUUGAGGAUGAUGAGUUUGUCGUCUAUAACACAGAGCAGAUCAGACUGAAGUAUGUGGUGCUGUACAGUCUGGAGGGAGACGAGUUAAAAGAGUUCCAGCCUCAAAUCAACACUCAGCUCACACAGCUCACCGACACAACACCUGAUAUCUUGUCCAGUGAUGACAGUGAGGGUUUGGAGUCCAUUAAGAAUCCUCUGGAGGAGAUGACCGCAGGUUUGCUGGACAGCAGUGGUCAGAAACUUCCUCUACAGGCUGUCAAUGUGAGGUGCAAGCUGAUGGACCUGCUGUGUCAGGUCAUCAUAUUUCAGACCUACACAAACCAGAGUGCUGUUCCCAUUGAAGCAAAGUAUGUCUUUCCACUGGAAGAGAUGGCAGCAGUGUGUGGAUUUGAAGCCUUUAUCAAUGGAAAGCAUGUCAUUGGAAAGGUAAAGGAAAAGGAGCAGGCUCGUAAGGAGUACAAGCAAGCCAUAGAGAAAGGUCAUGGAGCCUACCUGAUGGACCAGGAUGCACCUGAUGUAUUUACUAUCAGUGUGGGGAAUCUUCCUCCUGGAGCCACAGUUUUGAUCAAGGUGACGUUCAUCACUGAGCUGGUGGUCAGAUCAGGCUCUAUAGUCUUCUCACUGUCUGGCAGCGUGGCACCAUGGCAACAGAGAGCCGCCCUUAAUCAGACAACUCAGGCCACUGUUGAAAAGAUUGGUGUGACAGAGCUUCAGUCAGAAGGGGAGUUUUCUCUGUCUAUGUCCAUUGAAAUGCCUUAUGAGAUCAUCAACUUAAGCUCUUCACACGGCAUCAAAACCAAGAGGACAGACUGUAAGGCAGUGAUCAGCACGUUACCGGGACAGACUCUGGGAUCUGAAGGAUUACAGGUGUCCUUUAGUCUUUCUAAUAUCCACAUGCCCAGGAUGUGGGUCGAGAACCAUCCAGAUAAAGAUAGUCAGGCCUGCAUGCUGGUGUUUUAUCCAGACUUUAAGUCACGCGGGGUGUCCGGCUCUGGAGGUCCGUCCAGUGUGAGCGAUGUGGUCAUUCUUCUGGACUCCUCCAAGUCCAUGCAGGGAGACGCCAUGCUGAAAAUUAUUAAUCAAAUCUGUUUUCCUGCCUGCAUGCUGGUGUUUUAUCCAGACUUUAAGUCACGCGGGGUGUCCGGCUCUGGAGGUCCGUCCAGUGUGAGCGAUGUGGUCAUUCUUCUGGACUCCUCCAAGUCCAUGCAGGGAGACGCCAUGCUGAACGCCCGCAGGAUUGCCCUUCAAGUCCUCAAAUCUCUGCACCGCUCACUGAAGAUCAACAUCAUCUCUUUCAGCACAGAUUACAGGGAAGCUUUUCCUGCACCAGUGGGUUUAGACGAGGCAUCUGAAGCAGCCAGAAAAUUUAUUAUGUCGUGUGGCGGCUCUGGUGGCAGCACUGAUCUGUGGCGGCCUCUCCGGAACCUGAGUCUGCUGCCUCCCUGCCGGGGUGUGAGGAACAUCCUGCUGCUCUCUGAUGGACAUGUUCAGAACCAGCCUCUGACCCUACAGCUGGUCCGAGAAAACUCCUGCCACACGCGCUUCUUGCCACACGCGCCUCUUCACCUGCGGACUCAGGUGCGCGCUCAGGUUCAGCGUAUUGAGUCUCCAGGCUGCAGAUCAGUGGCAGUGAAGUGGCAGCAGUUUAACCCCACAGCGCCCCCUCCUGUUCAAGCCCCCUCACAGCUUCACGCCCUCUUCAGUGACUGUCACACUCUCCUAUACGGAUUUGUGCCACACUGCACUCAGGCCACACUGUUUGGUGAUUUGAGUGGACAAGAGAUCAAAACAAUGGUUUCCACCACAGAACUGCAAAAGACAAAGGGAACUUUCCUUCACAAGUUAACAGCAAGAGCGAUCAUCAGAGACUAUGAAGAUGGCAUUCUAGCCAACAGUGAGGCAGAACACGAGGGGAAGAAAGCAGAGCUGAAGUCUUACAUCAUUGAGCUCAGUAAAGAGUUCUCCAUCUUGUCCCAUUUCACAAGCUUUGUCGCCAUUGAAGAGAGGUCACGCGGGGUGUCCGGCUCUGGAGGUCCGUCCAGUGUGAGCGAUGUGGUCAUUCUUCUGGACUCCUCCAAGUCCAUGCAGGGAGACGCCAAGCUGAACGCCCGCAGGAUUGCCCUUCAAGUCCUCAAAUCUCUGCACCGCUCACUGAAGAUCAACAUCAUCUCUUUCAGCACAGAUUACAGGGAAGCUUUUCCUGCACCAGUGGGUUUAGACGAGGCAUCUGAAGCAGCCAGAAAAUUUAUUAUGUCGUGUGGCGGCUCUGGUGGCAGCACUGAUCUGUGGCGGCCUCUCCGGAACCUGAGUCUGCUGCCUCCCUGCCGGGGUGUGAGGAACAUCCUGCUGCUCUCUGAUGGACAUGUUCAGAACCAGCCUCUGACCCUACAGCUGGUCCGAGAAAACUCCUGCCACACGCGCCUCUUCACCUGCGGACUCAGCUUGACAGCUAAUCGUCAUAUGCUCAGAGCUUUGGCUCAGGCAGGUGGAGGAACAUAUGAAUUUUUUGACACAAAGAUGAAACACACUUGGACAGAGAAGGUGCGCGCUCAGGUUCAGCGUAUGGAGUCUCUAGGCUGCAGAUCAGUGGCAGUGAAGUGGCAGCAGUUUAACCCCACAGCGCCCCCUCCUGUUCAAGCCCCCUCACAGCUUCACGCCCUCUUCAGUGACUGUCACACUCUCCUAUACGGAUUUGUGCCACACUGCACUCAGGCCACACUGUUUGGUGAUUUGAGUGGACAAGAGAUCAAAACAAUGGUUUCCACCACAGAACUGCAAAAGACAAAGGGAACUUUCCUUCACAAGUUAACAGCAAGAGCGAUCAUCAGAGACUAUGAAGAUGGCAUUCUAGCCAACAGUGAGGCAGAACACGAGGGGAAGAAAGCAGAGCUGAAGUCUUACAUCAUUGAGCUCAGUAAAGAGUUCUCCAUCUUGUCCCAUUUCACAAGCUUUGUCGCCAUUGAAGAGAGGGAGCAGAAUGAGCUUGACACUGGAUUUACAGAUAUUUCUAAAAUCAUAUCAGAGGAGGAUGUGGAUACUUUGCCAUAUAUGGGCUGGACUGAAGGGAAGCUGAAGGCUGUGCAUAUUAGCAGUGCUGAAGAUGAUGAUGUAUGGAUGAAGGGAAGCUGCUGUAGCUCCACAUCUGAAGAACUCCUGGGUUGUGCUCGUGGAGCAGCCGAUUUUGAUGAUGAUGAUGAUUCAGAGGGUGGCUAUGGGUCUAUUAAUGAUUUUAUAGGACAAACAUCUGCAGCUUGCCCUUCUCCUCCUAGCUCCAGUAGCCCCUGGCGUCCUUCAGGUUUUGAAGGUAGAAUUGAGGCUGUCAAAGGCUAUGUGAAAACUAAAUUAGCUGUAGAUGCAAUGUAUCCCCCUUACCUUUCCAUCGAGCUUGGUGCAUCAAUGGCUGCUUCUAGUCCUAAACCCUUUUGUCUACAGGAAGACUCAGUAGAACCUCUCACCUUGGCUAACAGACUUUCUCCUCCUCCUCCUUCUUUUGGUACCUACUUGAGUGACAGGCUUCCCCCUCCAGUUGCCUCCCAGGUUAAUGCCUCAGUGCCUCCUCUCUUUGACCUUCGCUGUAACGUUGAGGCAGUCGAAUCUCUCCCCUUAGAUUACAGCCUUGAUUCCCAGACAGGCACGGCUACCAUAGGUGCCUCAAUUGAUGCUCUUCGUCCUCCUUGCAUUCGUAGUCUCCGUCAAGAGUUAAUGGAACCUCUUUCCAAGACUCAACGGAUUUCUUCUCAUCCUUCUUUUGGUGCCAUGAUGUCCAGAACUGGCUCCUUGAAUGACAGACAUCUCAUUUCCCCUGCCACCCAGCUUUUUUCCUCAGAGCCUCCUCACUCUUAUUCUAGGAGAUCUGAAUCAGGGGAAUACAUAGACUACGGACUUGAUUCCCAGAAAGAAAUUACUCCAAUAAUUUGCCCCAUGAGUUCUACCUUUUCCUGUGCCACAGAGAUCUACACCGAGCUUGACACCUCAACACGUACUCUCUUUACAGAUCCUCCUCAUCCUCCUCGUCUCGCAUCUCAGCCAUUCAUGUCUAUGACUCCAAGCCCUGCUUCCCCUCCUAUUUCUCGCAGGGUGGUUGCAUCUUUUUCCAGGAGGCGCAGGGCUGGCUUUGAUCAACCUGUGUUGUAUGCACCCCCCUCUCUCCCUGUAUCUGGUGGCUUUGGUGGUUUCCUCCAAAGUACAAAUGGGUAUGUGGGUUAUGGUUCCUCAGCCACUGGACUCUUUGGAGCAUCUCUGGAACUGCAGAAAAAGGCACGACAAGAACCACUACAACGAAUAGCCACUCUGACUUCUGAAGCUGCUACACACAGUGCCGCUUCCUACCCGGCUCCCCCUCUUCCUGCUCCUUCUGUUCUCUUUGGUCAACCUACAGUUCCUGAGUUUGCUAUUGGCAUGUCAAAUGCCGUUGUAUUUGGUGGCACUACUGGUGUCCUGCAAAAGGCAGCUGAGCCUGAACAGUCUUCUGGUUUCUCAGUUUUUAGCUUUGGAGCAUCUCAGCAACAACAAAAACACCCUGUGUUUUCUGCACCUGGCUUUCCUAUGCGUAGAGGGAAUAUGGGUCUGUCGCUUCCAGGAAAACCGAUGAGCAGACCAGACACAGUGGCCUGGAAUGGGUUGUUCGAACUUCAGCAUGAGGAUGGAUACUGGGAGUUGACUGACAGGCUGAGCAGCUUCCUCAACCUGGACGUAGACUUUUUUGCAAAUGUCUUCCUUCAGGAGAAAGGCAUCCGUUCUUUUGGUGUGAAGGCUCAUGCUGAAAUUCUGAGGCUGGUGGCGACUCUGCUGGUGCUGCAGCUGAUCCGGGUGAAGAAGCUGGAAUUGGGACGGUUGCUUGAGUCUCUCCUCCGACUAAAAGAGUCCCAGGAGCCCAGACCGAUGUACUGGGAGGCAGUGAAGAGGGCCGUGGACUGGGCCUGCCGGACAGACAGACAGUAUCCGUGUGUGUGCAGCAGGCUGGAGAUCGGGCAGGAUUGGGAAUCAUCUACACGUCAACUACUGGGCUGUGAUUCUCCACACCCAUAUUCCCCACUCAAACCUGUUCUGGAGAGACGUAUGGAUGUAUCAGUCAUGUAGAAACUAGACAAAAACUUUCCUCUUCAUUGACAGUUGCUGCUUCACUUGGUGUUAGCUUAAUAUUGCAGAAAUGAUCUUCAUAGCCUUAAAGUGUCUCAAAAAUAUAUUUGGACACUUUUAGCCACACUUAAAAUUGCAAAAUGUCAAACCAAGUAUUUACAAAUAAAUGAUGCAAAACUAACUAGCUAACAGACCAGCUUGAUAACUGAUUGAAAUGCAAAUAUGGCUAUAUGAUGAGAAUUAUGCUUGAUUUACUGUAUUUUAAGUUUAAGUGCUGUUACUAUGAGAAACCAUGACAACAAACAAGGUGGACAAGGGAACAAGGGAAAACAGGAACUAAACAAGAAAGUGAACACAGAAACAAUGUGGAACAGAAACCCUUCAAAAUAAGAGUCCAAGACAGGGGGAAAAGACAAGGAUCUUAACAAGUACAGUUUAAUAAAUCAGUUUUUGUGAAGUUUACAUUAUUUUUAUGAAACAGCAUAAUUGUAUAAUCACAAACCAAGUAAUCACUGUUUUUA
Molecule: messenger RNA, 6938 nt
Organism: Sinocyclocheilus anshuiensis
Lineage: Eukaryota; Metazoa; Chordata; Actinopteri; Cypriniformes; Cyprinidae
Product: poly [ADP-ribose] polymerase 4-like
Exons: 42
Coding region: 1-6417 (2138 amino acids)
Cellular component (GO): cytoplasm
Molecular function (GO): NAD+ poly-ADP-ribosyltransferase activity
Source: RefSeq, a predicted model, not a curated record